Pelmatolapia mariae (spotted tilapia) is the source of this 5541-nucleotide messenger RNA. Its product is annotated as chondroitin sulfate synthase 3-like. Bases 378 to 2801 code for a protein of 807 amino acids. Lineage: Eukaryota; Metazoa; Chordata; Actinopteri; Cichliformes; Cichlidae. The record is from RefSeq and is a predicted model, not a curated record. The transcript is spliced from 3 exons. Gene Ontology annotation, molecular function: glucuronosyl-N-acetylgalactosaminyl-proteoglycan 4-beta-N-acetylgalactosaminyltransferase activity. Gene Ontology annotation, cellular component: Golgi cisterna membrane.
AUUUGCUUUUAUUCUGAAAAGGAAAUACGACUGGAAGUCGAUUUGUUUUUGUUGACGGACGACAGAAUGACUACAAGAUAGCGGUCCCAGAUGAGGACAAAAUCAUUUAACCCCCAAAGAAAUUAAAAUACAAAUAUUCAGUACAGACGUCCUGGAACGGCUGGGGACAGGCUAACAUGUUUCUUAAUGUUGUGAAGGAAAUGCCCCGCUCCGUGCCUUAUGCUACUAAAACGGAAACUUCCGUCUUCCACAUCAGUCAGACACUAGUGCUCCAUAGGGAUAGCGUGCUUCACAGAUUAGCACCACCCUUACAGCGUCAGCAAGCAUACAUUUGGUCCCCGUUAACCGCAGAACUGUACUCUUCGUAGGAUACGAAAAUGGCUGUUAAGUCCAGAAGAUCGUGGACGACCGUGAUCUUCGGCGUCUUUCUCGGAUUCACAGCGUCCUCUUGGCUCAUUUUACCUCAGGUUCUGGAAAGUAAAACGAAAAGAUCUGCCAUGUGUUUGUACUACAGUGACUCCGCCGUUGCUAUAGGUGCUGACAUCCACGGGAAGUCCGUGUCAGUCAAAGAUCUGGACAGUCCGCAGGAGAACAGGUUAUUCAGUACGAAGAACAGCAGUGGACAUUUAGGCAGAACCCAAAGCAAACCAAAGCGUUUUAUUUAUGUUGGCGUGAUGACAGCCAAAAAAUACCUGACGUCUCGAGCACAGGCUGCGUAUGAGACAUGGGCGGCUUCUAUACCCGGGAAGGUGGAGUUCUUCUCGAGCGCUGGGUCUGGGACCGUCCACGCGCCUGCUCCCCUCCCUGUGGUUUCACUGGCGGGUGUUGAUGAUUCCUAUCCACCACAGAAGAAAUCAUUCAUGAUGCUAAAGUACAUCCAUGACCAUUACCUGGAUAAAUACGAGUGGUUCAUGCGGGCAGAUGAUGAUGUUUAUAUAAGAGGUGGGAAGCUGGAAUUGUUCUUGCGGUCACUCAACAGCAGUCAGCCCCAUUACCUUGGCCAGACAGGGCUGGGCACAGCUGAAGAAUUAGGACGACUGGCUCUAGAACCUGGAGAAAACUUUUGCAUGGGAGGUCCUGGGAUGAUCUUUAGUAGAGAGGUGUUACGCAGGAUGGUCCCUCACAUCAGUACCUGUCUAAGGGAGAUGUACACCACCCAUGAGGAUGUGGAAGUAGGGCGUUGUGUACGACGCUUUGGAGGCACACAGUGUGUAUGGUCUUAUGAGAUGCAGCAACUGUUCUAUGAAAACUAUGAACACAACAAAAAAGGCUUCAUUGAAGAACUUCACAGUCGCAAGAUCCACAAUGCCAUUACGCUCCAUCCCAACAAAAGUCCUGCCUACCAGUACCGGCUCCACAACUUCAUGCUCAGCUGUGAGAUCUCAAGGCUCCGUUACCGCACAAUCCUACUCCACCGUGAAGGCCUACAUAUGAGUCAUCUUAGUGAUACAGAAAUACUGUGGGAGGACCAACAGCUGGGGUCUCCACCUUCCUACAUGCGCUAUGUGCCCAGUGAGAGAAAUGAUGUCACUGAGUGGGAUUUCCUGACAGGCCAACAUAUUUAUUCUGCCAUUGAAAACAAGAUGGCUAGGCAAAGCCUUGGAAAAUUGCUUCGGACUGCCCUUGAAGACAAUAUUAUACUAGAGGUCAUGGAAAUGAUUAAUGAAAAUUCAAAGACACGUGGCCAUGUAAUUGACUUUAAAGAGAUUCAGUAUGGCUACUACAGGGUGGAUCCAAUACAUGGUGCAGAAUACGUCUUAGACUUGUUGCUUCUGUACAAAAAACACAAGGGACGUAAAAUAACUCUGCCUGUGAGGCGGCAUGCUUACCUUCAACAGUCCUUCAGCCGACCUUUCUUUAGUGAAGCUGAAGAUCUAAAUGUUUCAGAACUUAUGGCUGCCAUCAACUCUGAAUCCCAAUCCCUGUCAUUCCUAUCCAACUCUCUGAAGUUCUUGUCACCUUUCCAGUUCUAUGAGUCAACAAGAGAAAUGUGGGAGCAAAGCCAGAAAAAGAUCAGCAUUCUUGUCCCACUGUCUGGUCGCUAUGGCACUUUUAUUCGGUUUAUGGAGAACUUUGAGAAAGUGUGUUUGAUACCUAAACAAAAUGUUCAGCUCUGCAUCAUUUUGGUGGACAAUGUAAACAAUAAGAAUAUAAAAAAGCAUAUUCAUUUAAUAAUGGACUAUAAGAGAAAGUAUCCUAAAGCUGAUAUGUCUGUAAUCCCCAUGACAGGAAAUUUUUCACGAGGGCUGGCUCUAGAGCUGGGUUUGUCACAGCUUGAUAAUGACACUUUAAUGUUCCUCUGUGAUGUUGAUCUAAUCUUUAGUGGUGAUGCUCUGCAGCGCUGCAGAGAUAAUGCUAUUCAAGGGAGACAGGUCUAUUUUCCUGUUAUCUUUAGCCAAUACAGCCCUAAGAUUGUGUAUGGUGAAAAAGCCCCAAGUGAAAACAACUUUGUGCUCACCAAGAAAAGUGGCUUUUGGCGUGAUUAUGGCUUUGGAACCACCUGUAUUUUUAAGAGCGAUUUACUAAAAGCUGGAGGUUUUGAUACAUCCAUCCUAGGCUGGGGGUUGGAAGAUGUAGACUUCUACACCAAGGUUAUUAAUUCUGGUUUAAAGGUUUUACGCAGUCAAGAACCAGGAAUUGUCCACAUUUAUCAUCCUAUCAAUUGCAAUUCAAGCCUUGAACAGAAGCAAUAUAAAAUGUGUCUUGGUUCAAGAGCAAGUGCAUUUGCAUCAGCUGUGCAGUUAGCAGAGAUGUGGCUUGAGAAACACAUAGAGGUAGGCUAUAACAGAACUUCAUCCUGAUACUUCAACCUUCCAGGACUCCUCUACUUUCUGUUCUGCUUAAACGCAGAUAGCUAUGCACUGUGGUGCCCAAGGCAGUCAUGUCUCUAAAACUGAGUGUACUCUAACCAAUGAAAUGGUACUAGACACAGCUUAACCAGCAGGAGAUAGACCAAUGUUGAAGACACCAAAAGGAGAUAGAACAGAUCUACACCCAAUUUAGUGCAGAAGCAAGGCCAACUAUCUGCUUCUUUACUUUCUUCCAAACCAGCUGGAAAAUUGGACAAAAUGAGAAAAAGAAAUAUUUGUUAUAUGUAAUAGCUAAAUGUAGCUGAUUGUUAUUUUGUACAGUUAUGCAUCACUCUCUACUAGUCUCCUUUUUAUACCAGUAUAAAUGAACUACUUGCUAAUCUGGGUAAGUUGAGGAAUUAAUUAAAUGACCCAAAGAACAAGUUGCUCAUUCAUAGAGUGAUGUUUUACUUUGCUACAAGUUUGAGUCUGUAGCAUAAUUGUUGCCUACAACAAUUAUGUUGCCUACAACUCAGUGAGUCAGUGAAUUGGAUAAUUUGUUGUUUCUCUCCAUAAGUUCUCGUUGAGCAGCAUGGUGUGCUGCGCUAAACAAUCUGUAUGUAUGUUUAGGUGAGGGAUUUGGUACUGCUGUAUUGAUCUAAACUAAUCUACCUUAAUCUCCCACUGCGGUUUAGAAAUAGGCUCGUGCAGAAGCUGGAGCUGAGCCCGUGUAGUUACUGUCUGUCCACAUUUCUUGUAUGCUUCUGUUCUAGAAAUAAGUCCUGCUCAGCUGUCUUAUUUCCAGUCUCAAGUCUAACUAUAGCCUGUUUGUUUUCAUUAAUUUUAGAAUAUCAUAAUUCAGCAGCUUCACUGCCAUCAUUUUACUCAAUCAAAACCUAGGAAGACGCACUAAGACAGAACCUCAUUCUCAGUUACCCAAGGUGCAUACAAUAAAUGUAGGCACAGCUUAAAUCAAAUACCAAUGAAAAAUGAUAUUAUAGCUUUAUAAAUUAAAAAUUAUUGUAAACACCAGAAGGACCCGAGACACUCAGCGUUGCACAUUGUGUGCGUUUAUGUAAAACUGUGCCUUUCACUUUGCUGCCCCAGCAGCUUCCCAGUUGUUGCCACCUCCAAGUCCCAGUAUCACUGAAAUAGGGAGAGAGUGAUUAACGAAUUGAUCUCAGCUGGCCUGCCAGCCUCCCUGGCACUACCCCCUGAACCUCCAUCACACUUAUAUUUUUACAUUAUGAAUAAAUAAAUAAAUAAUAAUUUCUGUGAUUAAACCAAAGGUAAAGUGACACGCUGCAUCUAAAGGCUUGAAAGUGGAAUGCACUACCUACCAAUAAAUAAAAUACUCAGUUAAAGGCAGGAUAACCACUUUCACAAUACUUUCUUAUUCAUGUACAAAAGAAGAUUUUUUUUUUCUGCAAAACAAAUCAAAAACAUCUUACAAUUUCAGACACAGCAUUUAUAAGCUUAGAUAAUUAUGUGUUAUAAUGCACUUUAAGUUUGCCAUGCAGCCAGAUGGCGAGGUAUUGUUUUAUUAAUAUGAAGAAUUACAGUACUAUGCUAACCAAACAGUUUUUGCAUUUCAAAACAGACAUUUUAACUUUUGUACAGUUUAAGAUCAAUUUCAGCAUAAAGUUUAUAGCUCUCUGUAACUCUUGAGCUGAUAUAAGCAGUAGUAUUUAUUAUAAAAAUGAGAUUUGAUUGUAAAAUAUAAGCAAAUGUCUAAAUCUUGUUUUAGACUGAAAUCCUGUUUCUGAAUUAAAUAUAGGCUUUCUCCCCUGACUGAUUAAGCAAUGAUUGGGUGACCUUUAAAAUCAUUUAGACAUUUGAGGUAAAUCUAGUACAGGGUUGGUUGAAAAUUAAAUUUUUAAUUAUUUCACGUUGAUUUAAUGAUGUUCAUAUGGAAAUGCAAAGUUUGAAUGCUGUUAAUUUAGCUGGCUCUGAAAAAUCUUUAUUGUUUUAUUGACCAUUUUAUUGUAAUUAUCCUUAGUGUAAAUGAUUGACUUUUAAUUCUUAAUAGAAGAUGUGUGAUUAUCCUUUAUUGAUUCUAUUUUUAUUUUUGUUGUUAAAUGUGACUACAGAAAUCAUUAGGACAGACUCUAGAAAAGCUAAAAUUAAACACAAAUGAAAAACAAAUCAACUUUUCAGUUUUCAAGACAGUGAUCUGGAACCAACUGAAAUUUGAGUGUCAUUCUAUUUCCUUCCUUUGCCCACUACAACAGUUAGUUUAACUUGCUAGUUUUUGCACAAAAGAGUCAAAAGAGUGCCCCAAAAGGCUCUGCCUGAACUUUUGCACUGGUGGCAAAACAAAGCUCUCCACCAGAUGUCACAGCUCCACACAGUUGGUUUUUGAAGCUUGAAGUUGGUGAGUUCUUGGCCAAGCCUUUUGAUUGGUUGACUGAUUAUGCAGCACUUUCUGGUAUAAAUAUUUUGAGCCACCCCUGUUCCUGUCAGUACAGGCAGACUUUUAGCACCUGUAAUAAAGCUAUUUUUCGCUGGCGUCUUUCACGCAUGGGAUGUUCUUCUGAUGGUGCAUUCUGAUAAUGCUGCAGUUUCUCUUUGUAUGUUUUCUUUGUAUUUUGCCACAGAAAAUUGUUGGGCUAAAUAAAGGACACUUUGUUAGCCAUAAGCCAUUUUGCAUGAAUUUGUAUCUACAAUCAAUCACAGAGAUAAUAUUGUAUGUCAUUACUGCGUCUGGACUAAAACAAAUCUGACCCAAGUUUCUGACCCAAAUUUAGUUUGU